AUGGGUCUCAAUCAAUAUUUGUUGCAUCCUUAUUACGAUUGUCAUGAAGACAAAGCCAGAAAAAUAGACACCGAAGCGACCCUCACAUAUAAGUUUCCAGUUUUGGCGACAAUAGAUGAAGGCGCACUAGAAUCGGGAAUGGAGCGCUACAUGAUCGCAAGUUUGAACGAGCCAAAAAUCUCCGGGAAACAUGAUGUGCAAGAUGUGAUCAAUUUGAUCGAAAAUACGUCAUCGAGAUACUUUGGUAGAACCACAUGA
Messenger RNA from Plasmopara halstedii, 258 nucleotides. RefSeq lists its product as uncharacterized. Bases 1 to 258 code for a protein of 85 amino acids. NCBI's taxonomy places the organism in Eukaryota, Oomycota, Peronosporomycetes, Peronosporales, Peronosporaceae. The record is from RefSeq and is a predicted model, not a curated record. The transcript has 2 exons.